UGUUGGGGGCGGAGCUCAGUAACUUGGCUUCUGUAGGCGACUGCCCCGGGAAAGCUGCAUAGCUCGGUGUGUGUAGCGGGGCAGGGUCUGGAGGGGCAGGAUCACACCGGGCGCAAGCCCCGCCCCGCUACCCGAGGACUUUAGGAUAAAGUCAAAGCUGCUUACACCAGAGGCCCGUGGACUCAGUCUCAGGCACCAGCAUCAUGACUAUGACACUGGGUUACUGGGACAUCCGUGGGCUGGCUCACGCGAUUCGGCUCCUCCUGGAAUACACAGACUCAAGCUAUGAGGAGAAGAGAUACACUAUGGGCGACGCUCCUGACUAUGACAGAAGCCAGUGGCUGAGGGAGAAAUUCAAACUGGGCCUGGAUUUUCCCAAUCUGCCCUACUUAAUCGAUGGGUCACACAAGAUCACCCAGAGCAAUGCCAUCCUGCGCUAUAUUGCCCGCAAGCACAACCUGUGUGGGGAGACAGAAGAGGAGAAGAUUCGUGUGGACAUUUUGGAGAACCAGGCUAUGGAUGUGUCCAACCAGCUGGCUAGAGUGUGUUACAGCCCAGACUUUGAGAAACUGAAGGUGGAAUACUUGGAACAGCUCCCUGGAAUGAUGAAGCUCUUCUCCCAGUUCCUCGGGAAGCAGACGUGGUUUGUGGGUGAAAAGAUAACUUUUGUAGAUUUCCUUGCUUAUGAUAUCCUGGACCUGCACCGUAUAUUUGAACCCACGUGCCUGGACGCCUUCCCAAACCUGAAGGACUUUGUGGCCCGCUUUGAGGGACUGAAGAAGAUCUCUGCUUACAUGAAGACCAGCCGCUUCCUCCGGACACCCCUAUAUACCAGGGUGGCCACCUGGGGCAAUAAAUAGGGCCUUGACUGGGCAGGAAGUGGGAAUGUGGGGUUCUGGGGACAGUUGAACUUCCUGUAGCCCUGGUGCUGCCUUCUAUCCAUCCCCUUCCUGAUUCCAGAGUGUCAAGGGUUCUCUUUUCUUUCACCCAGUCCCCGUCCCUUCAAGCCAGCUAAAGCCUAGGCUCCUAGUUUUCCUUUAGCAAAGUGACCUUCUAGAAUGAUGGUGACAUGUACCCACUUGUUGGGACUCUCCAUCAGAGCUCAGCCCGGGGCUCCCCAUGCUUGCCUGAAGACUAAAGACGCCUGAUGUAUGCAUGAGGUCCCUGCAUAGCUCUGUCGGGUCCCUCCUGUAAAGCCUGGGCACAGUGGCUGUGGCUGCUGCACUGCCAGCUUUUACUGCGAUCCCCAGUGCCUGCCUAACGACCCUGGCAGAGGCUGAAUUCUCAGGGAUUUUAGUUGGAUGGGCAGGGGUUCAGCACUUCCUGGCUUCACCUGGUAGUUCCACAGGAGGCAGCUGCAGAAGGCUCUGUGGAGCUCAAAGGGAGGUGGGAUCUCCUUAUAUCUGCGUCUCCAGGACCCUGUCUCUGAUGCCUUCUGUAUCCUGCCUUGGUCACCAGGGAUGGAGACCAUCUUGGUUAAUCCCUUCUCUUUGUGAGCCCCUGUGAAAUAAAUUUCCUCAUGCUUUUGUAA
Apodemus sylvaticus (European woodmouse) is the source of this 1531-nucleotide messenger RNA. RefSeq names its product glutathione S-transferase mu 4 (gene Gstm4). Gene Ontology annotation, molecular function: glutathione transferase activity. The transcript is spliced from 8 exons. The coding region runs from base 204 to 860 and encodes 218 amino acids. NCBI's taxonomy places the organism in Eukaryota, Metazoa, Chordata, Mammalia, Rodentia, Muridae. Gene Ontology annotation, biological process: glutathione metabolic process. The record is from RefSeq and is a predicted model, not a curated record.